Molecule: messenger RNA, 585 nt
Organism: Budorcas taxicolor (takin)
Lineage: Eukaryota; Metazoa; Chordata; Mammalia; Artiodactyla; Bovidae
Product: S-phase kinase-associated protein 1-like
Exons: 1
Coding region: 97-585 (162 amino acids)
Biological process (GO): SCF-dependent proteasomal ubiquitin-dependent protein catabolic process
Cellular component (GO): nucleus; cytoplasm
Molecular function (GO): cullin family protein binding
Source: RefSeq, a predicted model, not a curated record
UAGUGGCCUUGUUCUCCGCUUUUCAGUUUUGCUGAUUGACGACGUCGCCCUGCUCACUUCAGCCUGCGGCCCGCCAUCUCCUUGAGACCUAACACCAUGCCUUCAAUUAAGUUGCAGAGUUCUGAUGGAGAGAUAUUUGAAGUUGAUGUUGAAAUUGCAAAACAGUCUGUGACCAUCAAGACUAUGUUGGAAGAUUUGGGAAUGGAUGAUGAAGGAGAUGAUGAUCCAGUCCCCUUGCCAAAUGUUAAGGCAGCAAUAUUAAAAAAGGUCAUUCAGUGGUACACCCACCACAAGGAUGAUCCUCCUCCUCCUGAGGAUGAUGAGAACAAAGAAAAACGAACAGAUGAUAUACCUGUUUGGGAUCAAGAAUUCCUGAAAGUUGACCAAGGGACACUCUUUGAGCUUAUAGUGGCAGCAAACUACUUAGACAUCAAAGGUUUGCUUGACGUUAACUGCAAGACUGUUGCUAAUAUGAUGAAGGGCAAAACUCGUGAGGAGAUUCGAAAGACAUUCAAUAUCAAAAAUGAUUUUACUGAAGAAGAGGAAGCCCAGGUACGCAAAGAGAACCAGUGGUGUGAGAAGUGA